AUGUCCCUCGAUGCUAAAAUGGGAUGUCGACAGCCCACCAUGAUGACGCCUCCAGAGAUCAACAAACCGACAAAGCAGGAUCGACCACCUGUAUAUCGUACAUUCGUUAUUCUUAUUACACGUCCUCCUUUUCCUCCUCUAACACUUCCUUCUUUCUUGCUUGCUUUUUUUCUUUUUUUUUUAUUCUUUCCUUGUUUUUUUUUUUCUUUCUUUCCUUCUUUCUUUUUCUUUUUUUCACUUUUUUAUAUUUUUCUGUUACCUACCCCCUUUCAUUGUCUUACGCUUUUCAUUGCCUAUCUUCUCUCUUACUUUACUUUUCCUUUUCUCUUUCUGUCACUAUUUUCUUUCUCUUUCUCUCUUCUCUUUCUGCCUCUCCUUUUUAUUUAUUUCCCCUUUUUAAUUCUCUCUCUUUCUAUCGAUUUUAUCAUAUCAAUUUUUGAAAGGAAUCUUUCUUUUCUUUUCUUCUUAUUUCUACUCUAUAUUUCUCUUUCUAUUUCUGUCCCACCCUAUCUGUCUCUCUUUUUGCCUUCACCCUCCUGUCUCUCUCACUCUCGCUUUCUUUCUUUCUUUCUUUCUUUCUUUCUUUCUUUCUCUGAUUUGCUUUUCAUUUUCAUUGAGACAAAUAUGUUUUUAUUUGCACAGUCUUUGAUUAUUCAUCAAUUCAACAACUGA
Acanthosepion pharaonis is the source of this 672-nucleotide messenger RNA. Lineage: Eukaryota; Metazoa; Mollusca; Cephalopoda; Sepiida; Sepiidae. The record is from the annotation of a GenBank genome assembly.